AUGCAGUCCGGAAAUGUAAAAGUCCAAUUGGAAGUUACCAAAAUAAAUUCGACUGUGACGACAGAAUUUGUUCUCUUGGGCUUUUCUGAUAUAUCCAAACUGCAUGAAUUUCUCUUCGGAAUAUUUUUAGUCAUCUAUCUGAUUAUCUUGUUAGGCAAUGGAACCAUUAUCAUGGUAACCAGACUGGAGCCAGCUCUUCAGACACCCAUGUAUUUCUUUAUCAGCAAUUUCUCUUUCCUAGAGAUCUGCUAUGUGUCCAUCACUCUUCCCAGAAUGCUCAUGGACCUUUGGACCCAGCAGGGAAAUAUUUCUUUUUAUGCCUGUGCCACACAAAUGUGCUUCUUCCUUAUGUUGGGAGCCACCGAGUGUUUCCUCCUAGCUGUGAUGGCCUAUGACCGCUAUGUGGCCAUUUGCCAACCUCUGCACUACCCUCUCAUCAUGAGUCACAAAAUGUAUACACAGUUGGUUGUUGCCUCCUGGGUCAGUGGAAUUCCAUUGCAAGUAGGACAAACAAUCCAGAUUUUCUCUCUGCCUUUCUGUGAAUCCCAUCAGAUCAAUCACUUUUUCUGUGACAUUCCCCCCAUGCUCAAACUUGCUUGUGGGGAUAUCUUCCUGAAUGAGCUGGUGGUCUUUAUUUUUGCAGUACUGAUUGUCACCCUUCCCUUUAUGUGGAUCUUAGUGUCCUAUGUUAGGAUUAUCUCAACUAUUUUGAAGCUGCCAUCGAACACCGGAAGGUCCAAAGCUUUUUCCACUUGCUCAUCUCACCUUAUUGUCGUGUUUUUAUUCUACGGAUCUGCCAGUGUCACCUAUUUGAAACCAAAAUCGAAUCAGUAUGAGGGGACAGACAAACUGCUUUCUCUUUUCUAUACGAUUUUGACCCCCAUGUUCAAUCCCAUGAUAUACAGUCUACGUAACAAAGAUGUGACAGAGGCUUUGAGAAAGUUCUUACUCAAGCUGGCAGCAUGGUGA
Molecule: messenger RNA, 969 nt
Organism: Perognathus longimembris pacificus (Pacific pocket mouse)
Lineage: Eukaryota; Metazoa; Chordata; Mammalia; Rodentia; Heteromyidae
Product: olfactory receptor 10AG1-like
Exons: 1
Coding region: 1-969 (322 amino acids)
Biological process (GO): G protein-coupled receptor signaling pathway
Cellular component (GO): membrane
Molecular function (GO): G protein-coupled receptor activity; olfactory receptor activity
Source: RefSeq, a predicted model, not a curated record